AUGUGUGUGUGGAUUUGGCUAGUUGGGAUUGUUGUGUCGAGUGCAGUGGCAUUCGGUGUGUACGCCGACCCCGAGGCGAUCACGACUUGUGAAGAAUUCGAGCGAAGCGCAUACUUCAACCCGUACGAUGUAGUCGAUUCCAUGUGGAAAAUAUUUUACAUCUGGGCAAACACUACUGAAAUGUAUCCAAUAAUCUUUUCGUUGCCUGCAAAGAACAGAAUCGCUAAAAUAAAAGCAAUGGUAGAGGCAGUGGACCCGGAUUUAGACGUAGAAUGGCACAAGGCCACGCUGCUGAUGGAGCCGCGGCCCGGCCUGAUGGUGGUGUUCCUGUACGCGAGCACCCCCGGCGCCUUCCGCGCCCUUAUCAAGAUAGAACAGCGCACUAAAGUUCGUCCACAUCCUCUCCCGCUGGUCAAAUUCGCUGAUGUGCGUCUGAAGCUAUUGGGUCGGUACAUGGCCAUGAUGUGUUGCGAAGACCUGACUGCGUACGCGCUGAUAAGAAUGGACGAAAUGCCCACGACCGAGGAAGAGUGUACCCUGGCUGCCUCGAAGCUGGGCAUCCGCUUGCCUGGCGGACACUCGUAUCUCCACGUCAAAAGAAUGGCGGAUGAGUUAUAAAUACAAAUCAAUCAAAACACCCAUAUUCUCCGAUACGAUCCAAUAAGAAUAAAGUAGCAGAAAAUAAGACAGAUGUGCCAGCAAUUUUUAUUCUAUUGAUGUUACUCGGA
This is a messenger RNA of Ostrinia nubilalis (European corn borer), 728 nucleotides long. RefSeq lists its product as uncharacterized. The transcript has 3 exons. The record is from RefSeq and is a predicted model, not a curated record. NCBI's taxonomy places the organism in Eukaryota, Metazoa, Arthropoda, Insecta, Lepidoptera, Crambidae. The coding region runs from base 1 to 618 and encodes 205 amino acids.